ACACAAUAUUACACAAUAUUACGAUUUACUCUCAAUUUUUAAUUUUUUUUUUGUUUAGUAGAUUUAUUCGUAAUGUAAUAAAAUUGUUAAACUUCUGUAUUAUUGUAUUUUAAUUUUUUUGUAUUAUUGUCCUGCAAACUCAUCGUUGCAAAAAGAUAACAGUACGAUCAGAGAAUAGAAAAAGAGUAGCUGUCGUUACUUUGUAGUUUUUAUAGUUCGUGAAAGAUGAGAACACGCAAGAAUUUAGUACUUGGCAAACGGAGCCUGUGAACAGAGAUUAUUUAGUAUUUUUAAUUCUUUUUUUAUCAUGUAAAAUAACCAUUCUAGUGACAGUUGGUGUUACUCAAUGGAACUUCUCAAGAACUAUCGAAUUCGAGGAAUCAUAUUUGUCGAGGAAAACUCGUCACUGAAAUGGUUUUAAAAGUAUGAAGGAAACGGAGCAAUAACUAUUAUUUAAAAAAGAUAAACGUUCUUCUCAUUAAAGAACGAUUCAUUAUGAAUUCCUCAACCAUGUUCAGUUUGUUACUUAUUAUAUUGCUUAAUGUGAAACAUGGAUUGUUGAUAUCACAGCACCCAAAGUUGUUAGUAAUAUCAUAUGAUGCAUUCAGAUACGAUUACUUUGACAGAAACUUAACGCCAUUUAUGAACAAAUUAAAACAUGAAGGCACAUAUGCGGAUUACAUGAUGAACAUUUUUGUCACAAAAACAUUUCCCAAUCAUCAUACAAUGGCCACAGGAUUAUAUGCAGAAACGCACGGAGUUGUGGACAAUGAGUUUUAUGACCCUGUUUCAGGAAACACAACAAAAUUCUCAUAUAAUCUGUAUCAUUAUAAUAAUAAAGUUCUUCCUAUUUGGACUGUCAAUCAAAAAGCAGGCGCACAAAGGCGCAGUGGUACAAUGAUGUGGCCUGGUGGCAUUUUUGAAUACGAAGGAGUCACUCCUGCAUUUGCUCAGAAUUUCAAUGAAUCCAUACCAUGGGAAGAAAGAAUUGAUACUUUAAUAUCAUGGUUUAUCCAUCCUAUACAUCCAAUCAAUUUUGGAAUAUUGUAUAUUGAAGAGCCAGAUUUUCACGGGCAUAUGAUUGGAAUAAAAGGAUCUGAAUUUGACGAUAUUCUUAGGAAGUUAGAUAACAUUACUAAAUAUCUUCACAAUAAGAUAGAGUACCAUGGUUUACAUGAUCUCAAUAUUGUUCAUUUAAGUGAUCAUGGAAUGGCAACUGUUAAAUUAGACAGAAUAAUAGAUUUAACAAAAUAUAUUAACAGUUCUGAUUAUAAAUUUGUGGGUACCUCUCCAGGAUUACACAUUUUUCCCAAUCCUGGCAAAGAAGAAAUAAUUUAUCAAACAUUGAAACAAGCAGCAUUGAAAACAAAAACAUUCAGAGUUUAUAAACGGGAAGAAAUUCCUAAAAAAUAUCACUAUGGAAAUAAUACGCGUAUUGGUCCUAUUUUUGUUAUUGCUGAAAUUGGAUAUGCAUUUCAAAAUCUUCUCGAUAAUAUAGAAUACUAUAAGAAGAAGUUUAACAUCACAGUGAACAGUGAUUCAGAAUUCGGCCUUCACGGUUACGAUAAUGAGGCAAUAGAGAUGCAUCCUUUCUUCUUUGCAAAUGGCCCUGCAUUUAUGCCUAAGUGCAAACUCGAACCUUUCAAUAAUUUAGAUCUAUUUCCGCUGUUCUGUAAAAUACUCGAUCUUCAUUGUCCGAUAGGGAAUGGUACCAUAUCACACCUAACCAAGUGCCUUAAGAAACAUCAGCAAGAUAUCACAGUGAUCGCGUAUCGAAUGAUAUGAGAUAUUAUCCAGUGGAUGGAUAAUAUGUAAAGAAUAUCAAAUAUGUGAAUUUUCACAUAUUGCGUAUAAGUAAUGAAAUGAAUUAAAAAAGAAAAAAAACAGAUGAUUUAGUAAUAAGACAUAGCAUUAUGAUGAAAAAUAAGUAGACACAAUUUCCUUUUUUAUAAAUAAAGUUAUAUUGUUUCAAACUUUGAAACAUAGCGAAACGUUUAAAUAGAAUUUUAAUCUUUUUAAGCAAUUAACUACUUAAUUAUAAAAUUGUGUUAUACAUACAAUUGUAUUACAUACUAUAUAUCCACACAAUUAUAGAACUGUAUUGUACAUAUUUUUGAAUUCGUGCAAUGACGUAUGUAAUUUUAAACUAAUUGUUAUUAGGAAAUUGUUAAAUAUGAAAAGUACGUGAAAAGUUUUAAUGUAACAAUUAACUAUUGAAACACAUUAAGAAGAAUAAAUUCUUUAAUGAAAAAACAAAAGCUAAAUUUCUCAUUUAUAUGUUUAAAAAUAAAUCAUAGAAAAGAGCUGUUUCCUAAUGCUUCUAUUCCUUAUAACGCUAAUGUCAAAAAUAACCAGAUUCGACUUUUUGUUUUUAGAAGAAUACUGGAAGAUUUGGAAGCACAGUACCAUUGGGAUGAAAAUCACGAUAUUGAAAGUGAUACUUGCAAAUUAAACAGUUUUCCAGAUUUAUUCGUAAUUUCAUGCUACGCGAAGAAUAGAUAUUCGUAUGCAUAUAAAGGAAAUGUUAAGUAUAGGAAAACUCUUUUCCACUAUAGAUGACAUAUGCUUCAUCCGUUGCAUGGUUAAAUACAUAUAAAUGAGAAAAUACUUCUGUGAUAAAAGAAAUUGAUACUUUCGAAUAACUCUAAAUAAUGUACAUAAAUUGCAAACAAUCACGAACUUUUUAUUCUUUUAAAUUUUACAAUACUAUGUCUAAUGUAGUAACUAUAUAUAUUUAACAUAAAAUAAACUGCCACAUAAUUAUUAAAUGACUCAUCUUUCUACUUGUAUCAAUACCAAAAGUACAAGUAAGGUUCGAGAAAUAUUAUAUUGGUCUAUUUAAUUAUAUAAUUCAUCUAUUUAUUGUUUUAAAAGUGUAAUCAGUAUGUACAGUAUUAUUUUAGAAAUUAAAAUGUAAUAAUUUAUUCUGUAAGCAGAAUAUUUUACAAAAUUAAAUUUAUAGAUCAAAUGUACUUAUUACAAUAGUGCAUCAAUUGUAUGACAAUUCAUAUGUGAAUAAAUCAGUUGUAAAUAAAUGAUAUU
Molecule: messenger RNA, 3042 nt
Organism: Heterotrigona itama
Lineage: Eukaryota; Metazoa; Arthropoda; Insecta; Hymenoptera; Apidae
Source: the annotation of a GenBank genome assembly